This is a messenger RNA of Leptidea sinapis, 3523 nucleotides long. Its product is annotated as phospholipid phosphatase 5. Gene Ontology annotation, molecular function: phosphatidate phosphatase activity. The record is from RefSeq and is a predicted model, not a curated record. Lineage: Eukaryota; Metazoa; Arthropoda; Insecta; Lepidoptera; Pieridae. The coding region runs from base 130 to 954 and encodes 274 amino acids. Gene Ontology annotation, biological process: phospholipid metabolic process. The transcript has 6 exons.
AUUACUCACAUAGACACAGUAGAUUAGUACUGUAUGUGAUCGCGUUGCAGUAUAUUUUUCAUAUUAAAAUAUAAUGAUUGUAAUAUAAUUUAAAUCGCAAAUAUUAAGUUAGUCACACAAGUGUUAACAAUGCCGCUUAUACGAUCAGCAAAUUUUAACUUAUUUAUAGAAAUCCUCAUACGAAUAUUAUUUCUGACAGCCUUUUGCUACAUGGAGACCAUGAGCCCGUACACGCGGGUGAUCCAGCCCUCCGAGCUGCUGGAGUCGUGCCGCUACCCUCGCCACGAGUCCUUCGUGCCCGCCAGCACGCUGUGGUCGCUGGUGCUCUCCGUGCCGUGCCUGCUGUCGCUGCUGGCCUGGGCUUGCUUCAGCGACUGUAACGACGCGCUCGAGCUCCUGAUGUCGUGGUCACUGGCGCUGGGCAUCACCGGCGUGCUCACCGACACAGUCAAACUAAUUGUAGGAAGGCCGCGGCCGGACUUCUUCUACCGCUGCUUCCCGGACGGAGUAGAGAAACCGGGGCUGCAAUGCACCGGCGACCCGGCUGACGUGAUGGAGGGCAGGAAGUCCUUCCCGAGUGGACACAGCAGCUUGGCGUUCUGCUCGCUGGGCCUGGCGUCGCUGUGGCUGUGCGGGCGGCUGGGGACGCUGGCCCGCCACCGCGGCUCGGGCCUGCGCGUGACCCUCGUUCUGGCGCCGCUCGUGCUGGCCGCUGCCGUGGCGCUCUCCAGGACCUGCGACUACCACCACCACUGGCAAGAUGUCCUGGUGGGUUCGAUAUUGGGCAUGUCAGUGGCCACGUUCUGCUACCGGCAGUACUACAACGCUCUCAGCUCGGACCUGGCCGGUGUGCCGUGCGUGAUGGGCGCCCGGCCUGCCACCGAGGUGAGCCCCGCGCACAGAGACCACGCCGAGUCCACGCCGUUGCUCAAGAAGGAAGACAAGUGGAUCUAGGAGCAAGUAGCAACACUGACCGCUAGGAAAAUAUUAUCCGUCUAUAACGGCUCGACCAUACAGAUGUCGGACGAAACGUAGGCGCGGCGCCAUAACAACGACUAGUUGCACACUAUGUGAAAUUAUAAUAAAAAUAUUUGCAAAGGGUGAAAAAUAAAUUUUGAAAACCUUUAAAUGUUACCAUUUGUUGAGUUUGUCACUGAAUAGUCUUGAUAUUCUAGUUACAUCUUCGUACUAUUUUAUUUACUUAACGCAUCACAUGUUUUAAAAGAGCUUUCUAAAAUUGCGUGCUUGACAUUGUAGCCCAAGGACAUAGGGUAUGGGUCGCGCCAUGUGUACAAAAAUGUACUCACAGAGUCUUAUACAGAAUCGGCGGCACUUACUACCUACUUAAUAUAUUUAUGCCGCGCCCGUGUCGUUUACUUCCGUAUGUCGCAGCCAUUAUAGUUAAAACAAUAGUUAAUUCUUAGUGAGAAUAAAUCUACAAAUUAGAGUUUAAUGUAUAUCUUUUUGUCGGGAAAUUUGGAGGUUAAUAAUAAAGUGAAGUAUUUAAUUUAUUUACUAACUUGACAAUUUAAUGUAAGAGUUAUGUUAAUAUUUGUGAAAACGUGUUUUUGAUAAAUAUAAGACUUCUUGUAUUUCUGAUUUGCAAAAACGCCUUUUUCUUCAAAUUUCCUGGCACUAUUGGAGUUACCACGAGGUAAUCUAUUUUAUAUUGUUUAUAUUUUAAUUUAUUGAAUUUAAAAUUCGUGACAUAUUUAUUGUAGUUAUAACUGGGCCGUCUGAAGUAUGACUUCUUAGACCUUCUCCCUCCUCCCUCAAUGGCUGUUUGUGUAAAAUUUCUUUACGAUGUAAAUAAAUUGUUCAUAGAGUAUAUAACCAAAUAGAGAAGGCAUUCCUAAAACAUGAUAAAAACUCAGUCGUGUUUUUUUCUUUAAUCAAGUGUGAAUACAAUUAAACUACAUAAGUCAUGAGUUGAACCGCAAAAUACGUCUGAUAUUAGCGCCUGUACGAUGGCUUACUGGAGACACAAUUUUGUUCAAAGAAACCCUAACAACAAUUUAUAAAUGUAUGUCAGUGUGAUUGAUGAAUUCACAAGCCUCACAACUGUAAGGAAAACUGACUUAUACGUUUCGGCAUUUACUAAUGUGCUAAUAAUCCAGAGAAAGAUCCUCUCUGUAUGGUCACUCUAAUUAAAUUACCCCAACCCCUGUGCGAAGUGACAGUUCAUCUCACUUUUGUUACAUACUCUAUAGUCUAUACAGUUGGCCGAAAAUACUUUUAUAAAAAGGCAUGUAAAAAAAUUGAUUUUCACCAACCUUGACUUCUACCUUUUUAUACACAAACUUCGGCUAUGAAGAUUUUAAAAAUAAUAUCCAAUUUUGAAAUAUACGUAAGUUAUAAAUAUGUUACCUGACAUAGUAAAUUAUGGGCUUAGAAAAUAUUAAAUGUACUUAAAAUAUUAAUGAAAAACAGUGAAAUUAAUUUAUUACUUUCUUGAUCAAACUAAUACUUAAAAAGUGUUUUAUUUAAUGUUUAAAUGUACUCCUAUUAUGUUUAAUUUUUUGUGGGUGUGAUACCAACGUACCAAGGACUAGCAAGUAAAAGAUACAAACAGAAGAACUCACACAUAACAUUAUUUAUAAUUUUCCUGUGUGUGCUACGAGCGUUGGCAACUGAAACAGCGCCCUAACACCAAUUCAGUUACCAUAUUUUAUUUGCAGUUCCAUCAUCCGUAGAACGGAAAUGGUUGUAAACGUUGUGGCUGUAUACGUGAUUGUCUUUGACAUGCGUUUGUAGAGAAUGGAGCUGUCGUGCAUAUUUUAUUAGAGCAACUAGCAACGAGACCAUCAGCUCAAACCAAACUACCAUCAAAGAAAAAUAAAACCAAGAAUAAAGUAUCAAGUGGAUUUGCGAUGCGCGUACUUCCGAAAGGGAGAAACAAUCCUAUAACCCGGACAAAUUGAAAUGCAAUAAAACAUGGUGGAAAAGUUUUGUUCUGAGAAUGAUAAUUAUUUAACCAAUAGACAAUAACUGACAACCUCAUUCUUUACGAACUCGUCACACGUAAAAUUUUGUUUUUAUUUAUAUUCUGUUGAUAGAAAUAAUUAAUGUCACUUAAUUGAUUGUUCCUUUUUAUGAUUUUUAAAAGUAACGAAACUUGGGAAUAGUAAUAAUUGAGAAUUAUUAUUAAUCUUGUGUGUUAUGUGUGUGCGUUUAUUGACGCAUUAAUUUAUCUACUAAAGCUGCGGUUUUCUACAAUAAUGUAAUAAGGAGCUAUAAGAGCUGUGUAGAAGAGGUGAACAGAUUAACUAAAUCAAGUUACGUACCUACGUACUACCUAUUAGCUCCUAUAAAAUUAUUACAAAAAUUGAAGUUAAAUAUAUUUUACCGAUUCUCUAUUCAGAUUACGGUUGUUAUGUCCGCCGCUUGGAAACUAUACCUUUAUGACUGUGACACGUCUAGUGAAAUCAUUCCAUUGUUAAACUUCGUGUUGAUUUUAUAUUUUAUUGUAAAUCAAAAUAUUGUGAUAUGUUUAAUUACAAAUAAAUUAUUGUUUUGAUACCUA